Gavia stellata (red-throated loon) is the source of this 1972-nucleotide messenger RNA. RefSeq names its product forkhead box O1 (gene FOXO1). The record is from RefSeq and is a predicted model, not a curated record. Gene Ontology annotation, biological process: insulin receptor signaling pathway; regulation of transcription by RNA polymerase II. The transcript is spliced from 2 exons. The coding region runs from base 16 to 1965 and encodes 649 amino acids. NCBI's taxonomy places the organism in Eukaryota, Metazoa, Chordata, Aves, Gaviiformes, Gaviidae. Gene Ontology annotation, cellular component: nucleus. Gene Ontology annotation, molecular function: RNA polymerase II cis-regulatory region sequence-specific DNA binding; DNA-binding transcription factor activity, RNA polymerase II-specific.
CGCCCCGGCCCCGCCAUGGCCGAGGCACCGCAGCUGGUGGACAUCGACCCCGACUUCGAGCCGCUGCCGCGGCCCCGCUCCUGCACCUGGCCCCUGCCGCGGCCGGAGUUCAACCCCCCCAGCUCGGCCACCUCCAGCCCGGCGCCGUCGUGCGGCGGGCAGCCCGAGGGGGCGGCCGGGGCCGCGGCCGGGGCCGGUGCCGCCGCCUCGGGAGGGCUCAGCGCCGACUUCAUCAGCAACCUCAGCCUGCUAGAGGAGAGCGAGGACUUCGCGCCGCUGCCCCCCGCCGCCGCCCCCCCGGAGGCGGCCGCCUGCCGCUGCGGGGACUUCCCGGCGCCCGAAGCCGGCUGCCGCCUCCACCCGCCGGGGCCGCCGCCGGUGCCGCCGGUGCCACCGCCCGUGGCCGGUCUGUCGCCGGGCCCCGUGGCCGGGCAGCCCCGCAAGAGCAGCUCGUCGCGGCGCAACGCCUGGGGCAACCUGUCCUACGCGGACCUCAUCACCAAGGCCAUCGAGAGCUCCCCCGAGAAGCGGCUCACCCUCUCCCAGAUCUACGAGUGGAUGGUCAAGAGCGUUCCCUACUUCAAGGAUAAGGGCGACAGCAACAGCUCGGCCGGCUGGAAGAAUUCAAUCCGUCACAACCUGUCUCUGCACAGCAAGUUCAUCAGAGUGCAGAAUGAGGGAACAGGGAAGAGUUCCUGGUGGAUGCUCAAUCCUGAAGGAGGAAAGAGUGGCAAAUCUCCUAGGAGGCGAGCAGCAUCCAUGGAUAACAACAGCAAGUUUGCCAAAAGCAGAGGCAGAGCUGCCAAGAAAAAAGCAUCCCUUCAGUCUGGUCAAGAAGGAAGUGGUGACAGCCCUGGAUCGCAGUUCUCGAAGUGGCCUGCAAGCCCCAGCUCUCACAGUAAUGAUGACUUUGAUAACUGGAGUACAUUUCGACCUAGAACUAGCUCUAACGCUAGUACAAUUAGCGGAAGACUUUCUCCUAUUUUGCCAGAGCAAGAUGAUCUUGGAGACGGGGAUGUGCACUCCAUGGUAUACCCACCAUCAGCCACCAAAAUGACUUCUACUCUACCCAGCCUUUCAGAGAUGAGUAAUUCUGAGAACAUGGAAAAUCUUUUGGAUAACCUUAAUCUCUUGUCACCUAAUACGUCAAUGACUGUGUCAACCCAGUCUUCAUCUGCUACCCUGAUGCAGCAAACGCCAGGUUACUCAUUCGCAUCCUCGACCACAAGUAUAGGUUCACCAAAUCCAGACUACAGGAAAUUUACGUAUGCUCAAGCUAGCAUGAACUCUUUGCCCCAGAUUUCUAUGCAGACUCUUCAAGACAGUAAAUCAAGCUACGGAUCGAUGAGCCAAUAUAACUGUCCCGCAGGACUUCUGAAGGAGUUACUGACUUCUGAUUCUCCGCCGCACAAUGAUAUCUUGGCAUCAGUAGACACUGGUGUUUCCCAGGCUGGUGGCAGGGCACUGGGCCAAAGUGUGCUGAUGGUCACUAACUCGGUGAUGCCAACUUACGGCAGUCAACCGCCCCACAACAAAAUGAUGAACCCUAAUGCCCGCUCUCACCAAGGACAUAACCAGCCAACACCUGCAGUUAAUGGUCGUGCCUUGUCACACACAGUGAACACCAUGUCCCAUACUUCAGGUCUAAAUCGCUUGUCGACAGUGAAGACUUCGUUACAAGUGCCUAUGAGUCACCCAAUGCAGAUGAGUGCUAUGAACCCGUAUGCCCCUGUUAACAGUUGCAAUGGAUACGGAAGGGUGGGAAUUGUUUCCCUCCACCAGGAGAAGCUUCCCAGUGACUUAGAUGACAUGUUAAUUGAACGGUUGGACUGUGACAUGGAGUCGAUUAUCCGUAAUGACCUUAUGGAUGGAGAAACAUUAGAUUUUAACUUUGACAGUGUAUUGCCUAACCAAAGUUUUCAGCACAGCGUAAAGACAACCACACACAGUUGGGUGUCAGGCUAGGAUGUAG